Messenger RNA from Selaginella moellendorffii, 2395 nucleotides. RefSeq names its product translation initiation factor eIF-2B subunit beta. The transcript is spliced from 2 exons. The coding region runs from base 185 to 2236 and encodes 683 amino acids. The record is from RefSeq and is a predicted model, not a curated record. Lineage: Eukaryota; Viridiplantae; Streptophyta; Lycopodiopsida; Selaginellales; Selaginellaceae. Gene Ontology annotation, cellular component: eukaryotic translation initiation factor 2B complex. Gene Ontology annotation, biological process: translational initiation. Gene Ontology annotation, molecular function: translation initiation factor activity; guanyl-nucleotide exchange factor activity; protein binding.
UGGUGGCCACAAUCCAUCCUAUGUGUAUAGGCUCGUAGCGGAGAUUUACAGCCCUGAGGAUCACUAAGUAGGAGAAGCGCGAGAAGACGAAGUUUGUGAAGCUAUUUUUCUCAAGAGGCACUCCCGAAUACCAUACAAAGCUCUAGCUUUUUUUUGGAUUAUAAGGUGGAUCUCAUGCAUCUUCAUGGAAAGAAGCCAAUGCGUGGAGCUCAUCGAGAGUUGCAAGAGCUUCACAGCAGCGCAGGAGCUCCACAAAAAACUGCGCAACUCGAUUCGCUCCACCGAUUAUUUUCUGUGCAACAAGCUCAUCCAGAUGCACACGCGCUGCGGCACAGUGAGGCAGGCCCGCGAGAUCUUCGACAGCCUCUCAACCAAGCGGGCCUUCUCCUGGAAUCUCAUGCUCUCCGCCUACGCCCGGAAUGGCCGCCUGGAGGAAGCGCAGGACCUCUUCGACGCGAUGCCGGAACCGGAGCUAGUGACCUGGAACACCAUGCUCUCGGGGUAUGCCCAAAGUGGGCAUCUCCGCAGAGCCCAAGAGAUCUUCGACUCCAUGCCGUGCAAAGACAUCGUUUCCUGGAACGCCAUCCUCGCUGCGUACACCCAGAACGGGAAUCUCGACGAAACCGAGGCUCUUUUCGAUCGCAUUCCUUCACCCAAUCUCGUGUCUUGCAACUCGAUUCUGGCAGCAUAUGCCCACAGCGGGCAUCCCUCUAAAGCUAAGAAAGUUUUUGACACAAUGCCACUUCAGGACUUGAUCUCCUGGAAUGCUUUGUUAACUGGAUUUGCGCAAGGUGGUGAAACGGGUGAGGCUGAGAAAGUCUUCCUAGCGAUGCCGCAAAGAGACAUAAUCUCUUGGAAUGCAAUCAUCACAGCGCAUGCCCAAACUGGGCAUAUUGAGCGUGCGAGAGAUGCCUUUGAUCGGAUGCCAGAACACGAUCUAAUCUCGUGCACGGCUUUAUUGGGCGGGUUUUCUCAGAGCGGCGACUUGGAAGCCACAAAGAGACUGUUUGAUUUGAUGCCACAGCGUGAUUCCGUUGCCUGGACUGCAAUGCUUGCAGCAUAUGCCCAUAACCGGCAUCUUGCAAGAGCAAAGGAAAUGUUUGAUGAGAUGCCAGUCAGGGACCGAGUAUCUUGGAACGCCAUGGUCUCGGCAUAUGCCCAAAACGGGCAUCUCAAAGAUGCACAGAGUAUGCUUGACCAGAUGCCGUGUGGCGAUGCCGUGUCCUGGAGCACGAUGCUCGGCGCAUACGCUGCUGCUGGUGACGUGGCCAAGGCGGAGGGGAUAUUCAAGAAAAUGCCACAGCAGAGCCUUGUGGCGUGCAACGCGAUGCUGUCGGCAUAUGCCCAUUACGGGCAUCUUGAAGAUGCCAAGCACGUGUUUGAGUAUAUGCCCAGGCAGGACCUUGUAUCGUGGAACGCAAUGCUGUGCGCAUAUGCCGCAAACGGGCAUCUAGAAGAGGCUAAAAGCAUUUUUGUAAAAAUGCCUCAGCAAGAUGUGGUGUCGUACACCGCCAUGUUGGCUGUCUUUGUACAGCAUGGGCAUGUAGAAGAGGCCAAGUACAUCUUCGAUACAAUGCCUCAAAGGGACCAAGUCUCGUGGAACGCAAUGCUUGCGGCAUAUUCCCAGUCGCGGCAUUUGGAGUAUGCACUUCAGUUAUUCCACGGGAUGCCACAGCGUGAUUCCGUGUCUUGGAAUACAAUGGUGUUCGCAUACUCACAGGCCGGUCACCUGGAAUGUGCGUGGAAACUUUUCAAUGCAAUGCCUGAACGAAAUGUGAUAUCGUGGAGCUCAGUAUUGGCUGCGUAUGCCCAGAACGGGCAUACCCGCGAGGCUUUUCAAUUGUUUGAUAGCAUGAAAGUAGAAACCAUACCGGAUGAGAUUUGCUUUAUUCUUGUGCUGAUCGCAACAAGCAGAGCUGGGAAAGUUUAUGACGCAAGGACUCGCUUCGUUUCCAUGGUAUAUGAUUUUAGAAUAAGAGCUUUGAAGCAGCACUACUGCUGUCUUCUGGACGUGAUUGCGAGAGCCGGAUACCUUCACGAAGCCGAGGAUCUUAUCACAAGUAUGCCUUUUGUUCCAAAGGUUUUGGAGUGGACAUGCUUGCUUGCGGCCUGCAAGAGUUACAACGAUCUUGAGAGAGGAGCCAGGAUGACAAGCCGAGCUGUGGAGUCCGACCCCAGCAAUGGAUCUGUCUACGUGCUGCUUGCCAACACUUACUAUGGAGGGGUCAAUGCGUGAGCGACAUGAGUGGAACUGUAAUUGAGCAUCUAAGAUCGCUGGACUCUGGGUAGUCGGCUCGCAUCUUAGAUCUCAACUGUGAGAGGAUAUCCAUUUUUUUCUGACAACGAACUUCUUUUCUAUUAUAGAAUGUUCGCAAUGAUCCAUCCAUUCUUUUCC